UUGUUUUCCAAAUCCAUCCCAGUUUGUUGAGAGCAGACGAGGAUCUCGAAGAUCUCAGGAUAUAAUAGUGUCAUAAGUCAUAAGUUACAGGAUGAUGCCUUCAGCUCGAGAUCCGUUUUAUGUUGUGAAAGAGGAGAUUCAAGAAUCUAUCGAUAAGCUGCAGUCUUCUUUUCACCAAUGGGAACGUAUUUCAUCUAAUGGUGGACAACAAGUACAACUCAUGAAGGAACUGCUUGCUACUUGUGAAAGAAUUGAGUGGGAGGUAGAUGAAUUGGGCAAAGCAGUAUCUGUAGCAGCUACAAAUCCUAAUAAAUAUGGGAUUGAUGAAGUGGAACUUGAAAAGCGAAAGAGAUGGACAAGCACUGCUCAUGCUCAGGUAGGUGCAGUAAAAAGAGCAGUGGAGGCUGGAAAGGAGUCUACGGGAACUAGUGCAGCUGGAAUGAGGCGAGAACUAAUGAGGCUGGCAAAUUCUCAGGAGACAGACAGAUCCCACCAAUAUGCUGCACACCAUAACGAUGAUUUCAUAACAUCAGAAUCAGAUAGACAGUUGCUUCUCAUAAAGCAACAGGAUGAGGAGUUGGACGAACUCAGUGCCAGUGUGGAGAGAAUUGGAGGUGUCGGACUUACCAUACAUGAAGAGCUCCUCGCACAGGACAAGAUUGUAGAGGAGUUGGGUAUGGAAAUGGACAGUACUUCAAAUCGUCUUGAUUUUGUUCAGAAAAAGGUGGCAACAGUAAUGAAGAAGGCUGGUGUAAAAGGCCAGAUUAUGAUGAUACUCUUUUUGGUGGUUUUGUUCAUCAUUCUUUUUGUUUUGGUCUUCCUCACCUAGUGCGAAAUUCAAAACAUGUCUGCUAUGAUCAUACAAGUGGGAAGGAUGUGUCUUUCGGAAAGAAAUAUGAACUGUUUGAGUACACACAUAUUAUGGGAAUGUCUAGGUUUGUUCAUAAAAGCUUUCCUGGAAAAUUAUGAACCAACCCAUCUAUUUUUUCUUUCUUCCUUUCAUCCUUCAUUUCUUUCUUUUUCUCAAGGUUGUAGAAAGUUUUUAGGCAGGAUUUGAUGUUGAAAUUGGAGCUACAGAGAUGAAUGAGUAUGGGAGGUUUAUAUUUGUCAAUUUGUUUAUUCCUUGCUUGUCUAUUACC
Molecule: messenger RNA, 1139 nt
Organism: Fragaria vesca subsp. vesca
Lineage: Eukaryota; Viridiplantae; Streptophyta; Magnoliopsida; Rosales; Rosaceae
Product: syntaxin-61-like
Exons: 8
Coding region: 92-829 (245 amino acids)
Biological process (GO): Golgi vesicle transport
Cellular component (GO): membrane
Source: RefSeq, a predicted model, not a curated record